CUCCGUCUCUUCUCUUACUCUUUCUCUUCUCACCAACGCUGUCUUUUUCUACAACAAUGGACUUCACAAACCCAAGAACAAACUCCCCUUCCUCUUCCAAGACCAAAAGAAAGCAAAACCAGACCAAAAAACGAGACCAACAACAAGAACAACAGGAGGUGAGGUUUUUGGGGGUUCGAAGGAGACCUUGGGGCCGAUACGCCGCAGAAAUAAGAGACCCCUCGACGAAAGAAAGGCAUUGGCUUGGCACUUUUGACACAGCCGAAGAAGCCGCGCUGGCUUACGACCGGUCCGCCCGUUCCAUGCGGGGCGCCAAGGCCCGAACCAACUUUGUCUACUCCGACAUGCCUUCCGGAUCCUCUGUCACCUCCAUUAUUUCUCCCGAUGAAGCCCAACACAAUAUCUCCUCUCUUUUUCUCGGCCCGAACGACAACCACCGGGUCCAAAAUGAGACAAAUAACCACUUUUUUCUCACUCCGGACACGUUUGGGUUAGGAGAGGCUUGGGCUCAGCCCACAGCAGUUACUGGUCCGUACAAGCCCAUUACUGGUGUCGCGGAUGGUGGGAGCUCUGGAUUUGGGAAGAGCUGUGACGACGUGGAGCUCCCGCCUUUGCCCCCUGACGUGUCCAGUUCUGGUUGUUAUGGGCUGGACGUGGGCCAGGGGUUUUGGGAUGAUACCAAUUAUUAUGGGCUCUCGGAUGGAAGAACUAACGGGCUUGAUUGUGGAUUCAAUGGGCCUUAUUCUUCGAGCUAUGGAGCAGACGAGUUUGUGGACCAGGGCCCAUUAUUCGGGGUUUCGGAUAGCGUAACUGAUGGGUUGGAUUUGGGCUCCACGUCUGCAUAUUACUUUUAA
Tripterygium wilfordii is the source of this 854-nucleotide messenger RNA. Its product is annotated as ethylene-responsive transcription factor LEP-like. The transcript has a single exon. The record is from RefSeq and is a predicted model, not a curated record. Gene Ontology annotation, molecular function: DNA binding; DNA-binding transcription factor activity. Lineage: Eukaryota; Viridiplantae; Streptophyta; Magnoliopsida; Celastrales; Celastraceae. The coding region runs from base 57 to 854 and encodes 265 amino acids. Gene Ontology annotation, biological process: regulation of DNA-templated transcription.